CGUCCCCUGUGACGUCUAGGGGAGGUCCCGCCCCCAGCUACCCUCGACUGCAGCUGUCACCGCGGCUCACUGGCGGCCCGGAAGCUGCCCCUUCUCAGGGGUCAUGAUGGGCAGCAAGAUGGCGUCUGCCAGCAGGGUCGUGCAGGUAGUCAAGCCGCACACUCCAUUAAUACGAUUUCCUGACAGAAGAGACAAUCCUAAACCCAAUGGUUUUUUCUUUUUAAUUUCAGUAUCAGAAGCUUUGAGAUCAGCAGGACUACCGUCUCACUCUUCUGCAAUUUCCCAGCAUUCUAAGGGAAGUAAAUCACCAGAUUUGCUGAUGUAUCACGGUCCACCAGACACUGCAGAAAUAAUAAAAACAUUACCUCAGAAAUACAGAAGGAAACUUGUGUCUCAAGAAGAAAUUGAAUAUAUCCAACGUGGAGGUCCAGAGUAAUCACUAUGGCUGCUGUUUGUCAUCAGACAAAAGAAUUACCUUUACAAUAAAUGACUUCCAAAUGAAAAAGGACAAAUUGUAUAUUGAACAACUUUAAUAAAUCUU
This is a messenger RNA of Nycticebus coucang (slow loris), 541 nucleotides long. It is a transcript of the gene KGD4, whose product is annotated as mitochondrial ribosomal protein S36. Gene Ontology annotation, biological process: 2-oxoglutarate metabolic process. The transcript has 4 exons. The record is from RefSeq and is a predicted model, not a curated record. Lineage: Eukaryota; Metazoa; Chordata; Mammalia; Primates; Lorisidae. The coding region runs from base 104 to 436 and encodes 110 amino acids.